GUUUGCGCUUCUCGGUUCGCCGAAUGAAUUUCAAGCCUAAGUUUAAGUCAUUACGAUGAUAAACGAUCUUUCGGUCGGUGAGUUAAUAUCGAUCCGCGACGAGCCACUAACGCAGUCGCUGUCAAACGUACCGGAUCGCGCAGUUACACCUCGACGGUUACGAAGUCGUAGUCUACAGGAUAUUGUGGUUUAGAUAAAGGAUUUCUCGAUCGCCACUGUGCGUGGUCGGGCAACGAGGGGUUGAUUCUGUCCUGGAGAUAAGUGGUGGUGGAUCGCAUAGGGGCGCACGACGCGUUCGUUCUCGCGCGGGUGAAGCACACGCCAGUAGCAUCGCGGUGUCGAACCGGCGCGGUUCCUCUCUUCUUCCGAUCUCAUUGCUCUCUACUUUUGUUCUAUUUUCAACUUUCGCUACUACCGAACUACGAGCAUCGGUCCCUGCCGCGUGUAAGUGUCGCCGGGAAGCUUUGUAACUCGGGCGGCGAGAGAAAGAAAAUCAAAAUGCAAAGUGGCUCAUAUUCCCGUUAACGAACGGAAAAGCAUUCCUCAAGAAGAGCGCUCGGGUCGGGACGGUCGAUCAUGUCCUGGUCAUACGCAACGAGUGUACCACCGUCCUCGUUCACGGCAUUGAUGGUGACAACGAGAAUGACACUGUCGACACUAACGUCAAAUUACACGGGAGUCAACGUUAGUACUGUUUGCGAUGUAAUCAGCGACGUCGUGACGAGGGCGGCCAACGAUGAGGAGGAGGAAUAUAUACCCUACAGCGAUCGGCCCGAGACGUACAUCGUGCCGGCCAUCUUAUUCCUGAUCAUGGUGAUCGGUCUCACCGGAAACGGCGUGCUCGCCCUCACGAUCCUGCGACACGCCAACAUGCGGAACGUACCUAACACGUACGUUCUGUCGCUGGCGCUCGGAGAUUUACUGCUGAUAGUGAUAAGUGUGCCCUUCACCGCUAUCGUCUACAUUUUGGAAUCCUGGCCGUUUGGACUCUUACUAUGCAAACUUGCCGAGUGCGUAAAGGACAUUUCCAUCGGAGUUUCUGUUUUAACACUAACUGCUCUCUCGGCAGACAGAUUUUUUGCCAUUGUAGAUCCCAUGCGGAAAUUACACGUUACAGGUAGCGGUAGACGAGCUACACACUUCACCGUGAUCGUGGCUGUGAUGAUCUGGAUCUUGGCUAUAGUAUGCGCUAUCCCGGCUUCCUUCUCAUACAUCAGAGUCUUCAGGGUCAACCGAAACGUGAGCUUUAGCGUGUGCUAUCCGUUUCCCGAGGAAUUUGGACCGAACUACCCGAAAACGAUAAUCAUAUGUCGCUUCUUCUUCUACUACAUGAUACCUCUGAGUAUCAUCGCCGUCUUCUACAUACUCAUGGCCAGACAUCUCAUGCACAGUACGAAAAAUAUUCCCGGCGAGAUGCAGGGUCAGGUGAAGCAAGUGCUAGCCCGUAAAAAAGUAGCGAAGAUGGUAAUGGCCUUCGUCAUUAUAUUCGCUAUUUGUUUCUUCCCGCAACACGUUUUCAUGCUGUGGUUUUACCUUAAUCCGACCGCACAACAAGAUUACAACGCUUUCUGGCACUACUUCCGUAUCUUGGGCUUCUGUCUCGCGUUCACCAACAGCUGCAUCAACCCCAUCGCUCUCUACUGUGUGAGUGGUACUUUCAGGAAGUACUUCGACAGGUACCUGUUGUGUUGCCCCAUAAAGAAGACGCGACGACAACAUCGACGGUCGUCGGAUCCGAGUUCCCGCGGGCGCGGGCAAAGUUUCUCGCUUGUCAGCUCGAGGAAAUACUUGAGCGAAUCUCGCCGCGAACAACGAGGCGCCAUGCGUCUCUCUAUCAUGGCAGAUAACGUUCGAACCAACACCCCGACCAAGGAGCAGGAAACCAUCAUUACUUUAUCGGCGUAUCCGAACGGCAACGACGUAUCACUGAGACACCAACGGAUCUCAACGGAAUCAACCGCGCAUGAUCGAUUAAUCGUCUCAUAGAGAAGAUACUCAAUGAAAACUAUCGCGUAUCCAGUGUUUUGCGUUUCGUGUUUCUACGAACCUGCACAAGCUUAAUUCCUACAGCAGUUACCUUAAUAUUAACUAAGUAAAGUGUACACUUCAACGCGAUACCUUCUCGCGCGAGACUUUUCAAAAGCUCGAAGUUGCUGAAAUACGACUCGCCCAACAGUCAUAGCAAAGGGAAAAGAGUCAUAUUUUUCAUUACGCGUAACAAUUGAGGCUUUUCAUAUUCGGAUUACUUAGUUAUUAUAUUAAGGUGAAAUGCGUCGUUGGAUCGGAUGUAAUACGACGCAAGUGACUUCUCGUUUCGAAGUGUUUUGCGUACGUGAUGUGCGAUAAGAGACAUGUUAAAUGAUAAGAAUAUUAUUACUAUACUUAGAGUUAACGACAAUUAGCGAUAUAAGCGAUGUAUACUGAGAAUUGUUUUCGUAUAAAUUUAUGAAGAAUAUUAAUAUACUGUCCGACCAAAAGAGAAAUACUACAUUCCGUCGAAUGAGCUACAGUAUUAGAAUUUGCAGCUUUGGUAGGCAUAACAGAAUGAAAUUAUAAAAAAAAGACGAUUAUUAUGAUCAAGAGGAUAAUGCUUACGCACGUAAUUGUAAAGAAAAUAAUAAGUGCAUAGAAAAGGCCAAAGGUAUUAUACGAAUCGUUAAGAGAACAUGACAUGAUAAAUAAUUAACAGGAACUUAAUUAAGCCUACAGCACAACAUUGAUCUCGGUUGUACGUGAGAAGAACUCGUAAUACUUAACUCGUAAAAAUUAUAUUUUUAUGGUCUUAAUCUAUAAAAUGAAUGAGUGCAUAUCUAUGUUACUCUGUACGUAAUAUGCACAAAAACAGGGAAUAGAUGUUAAGAAUAAUAUUG
Molecule: messenger RNA, 2870 nt
Organism: Odontomachus brunneus
Lineage: Eukaryota; Metazoa; Arthropoda; Insecta; Hymenoptera; Formicidae
Product: neuropeptide CCHamide-1 receptor-like
Exons: 7
Coding region: 577-1986 (469 amino acids)
Biological process (GO): G protein-coupled receptor signaling pathway
Cellular component (GO): membrane
Molecular function (GO): G protein-coupled peptide receptor activity
Source: RefSeq, a predicted model, not a curated record